Prorocentrum cordatum is the source of this 2323-nucleotide messenger RNA. The record is from the annotation of a GenBank genome assembly. Lineage: Eukaryota; Dinophyceae; Prorocentrales; Prorocentraceae.
CUGCACUCUCUCGCGCCCUUUUUCGCUCCUGGGAGCGGGCCCCACAGAGAUCCCCCGAGGGAGGGCCGCCACGGCCGGUCACAAUGGAUGCGGGCACGCCACCGCGGCGGGGCACCGUGCGCAGGCUGCGGCGCGGGCUGGCACGGGCGGCGGCGGCGAGGCUGGGACCGGACGGCGAGAUCGACGCCUGGACGCUCUCGUUCGCGGACCCGCGGGUGGAGAGCGGUUUCCUGAGCAGCAGCCGCGAGCAGCUGCGGUCCUCUUUCCGGCGCGUGGUCGUGGUCUUUUUCCUCGGGCUGGCCUGCGCGCUGUACUUCCACGUGUCAGGUGACAUGGAGAGCGAGAGUCAGACGCAGGAAGCCUACGAUUUGAAGAGGUGGCAGUUUGCUCUCCAGGUUGGGUGCUUCUGCGUUGAAGUGUCGGCGCUGCUCGCAGCCAUCGCAUUGUCGGGCCACGGCCUGAUAAAAACACGUGGCAUGGAGGCUGGGGCUAUUGUUGCUAUAGUAGUGUGCGAGGUUCAUGCCUGCAUCAACAUGAGGCAUUACAUUGCACGGGCGUUUGGCUACGAAGAUCCGAGUUAUUUGUUCGGGGUGGACCUUGCCGGCUCAGACGCCCCCUUCCUGCUGGGCCUCACCUUGUGUGUCGCAGGGUCAGGCGUGAUGGUCAGAUGGAAGUUGCUCGUGCCCGUUGCGUUGGCAUCCGUGCUCGGGUAUGCGGCCGCAGCCCACCUUCUCGGCGGCCCGGACAUGCGGCUGGUAUCCACCAACCUGCUCUUCUUCGCCUGCGUCGCGCUGGUGACCUGCAGCGGGAAGCGGAGCUCCGAGUUCCAGGCCCGCCUGCUCCACCUGGCGUACCUGCGGGAGAAGGGCAUGCGCGUCCGGGCCGAGUUCUCCCUGGAGUGCCUGCAGGACCGCUCGGACCUCGUGCCGCAGCUGGGAAGCUCCUUCGCGGCGGCCUCCUCGCACCUGCUCGGCGGCGGCGCCGCGCCGCUCCGCCCCGCCUCCGCGCGCUCUGCCUCCAGCGAGCCCGCCGCCGCGGCGCCCGCGCAGCCCGGCCGGGGCGCUGCCCCGCGGGGGUCGGGGGGCCUGCCGUUGGAGGCCAGCGUGGGGGUCGAGGGCCAGGCCGGCGCCUGCCUGCUCCGGGACCUCGAGCAAGGCCAGCGGGUGCUGUGCUACGACAUGCUGGGGCGGUCGACCAGGUACGCCCGGGUGCUCGAGAAGCGGGUCCAGUUCCUGGCCGCGGGGUGGGUCAGUGUCGUCCUCGACGACGGGACGCAGCUGGCGAUGCAUGCGGACCAGCCAGUGCAGCCUGCAGACCGGACAGAGGUGGUUCGGGCUGCGGACUUGUCCCCAGGAGUGGACCGCGUUGUGGUGCACAGGGUGGCGGCGGCGCCCGUCGCGGUCAAGGAGGUGUCGCGGCAGCCAGAGGCGGGGAGCACGCUCGGAUGGGUGCACCUUGUGGUGCAGCAGCCCGACCGGCACAUGGUCCUGGUCGCGGGGCUGGGGGCGGGGUCGCAGCAGGACUCGAGAUCAAUGGCGGUGUGCUCCGCGGACAUCGGCGCCUGCCCGCACGUCCACCCGUCCGCUGAGAGCGCGAGCCCACGAUUGGUCCGAGCUCGGUCUGCGCCGCCCUAGUAUUAGCCACAGCGUCGGCCGAAGGCCACUUGGUGGAGAAGAAUCCGAGGCAUCUUUGCUCCCGCGCAGCGGCAACCUUGGAAGGCCCGCUGUGCGGGAGCCUGUUUUCGGUAAACAGGGAAUUUCUUCAACAUCCAACGGGCAACGUGUCUGCGCCCGCUAUGGUGGCCGUAUAGAUCCAGAGCGGCGGACGCGCCAUCACGGAUAGGCGUCCGUGCGGCCAGCGAGUUUUUUUCAUGUAUGCCCGCCAUUAUCCUUUUCGUCCUCCUCCCUCCCUCUACCGACGGCGCGUCUCCCGACAGCGCGCUGGCAGUGUCAGCGUUGCGCGUCGUCGCCGUGCUUGAGUUCGAAGCACCAGCACAGUGUUCUUGGGGCGCGCAUCGCGAGAGGUUGGCGAUCCUUGCGAGAUGCAUGCGUGAUUACGGCCCGCAGUUUGUGUUUACAGUUGUUUCCUAUGGUGAAUCCGACACCUCAAUGACACCUAGUUAGUUUCCGCGAGGCAUCGUUGAUGACCCUAGGCAUCGUUGAUGACCCUUUGCGGUGUGUGGCAGUUGCUCCACGGUUGGCAGGGCGAUGAUGACACCGCGGCAACAGGCCAUGCAGGCACGUAUUUUCUGAGAGUUUGUGGGCCGCACGGUGGUUUCAUUAUAUUUCCCAGAUAGGCAGAGUGCCAUCGACAUCUUCUCCCG